AUGUCUGGAUAUUUCCUCAUCGGCCUGGCUAUCCUCGCGGCCUAUCUCUACCGUCUUGCCUAUCCUUGGCCCUACAAAGGCAUUCCCUACAACAGGCGGUCCGCCCGACGUCUCCUAGGAGAUAUCCCCGAUCUCAUCCAGUUCGUCAAGGAGGGAAACGACUCGGACCAGUUUGCCCUCGAGCAAUGCCGCAAGCUCAACUCGCCCAUUGUCCAGCUCUUCUUUUGGCCGUUUUGCCGCCCGUUGAUCUUUGUCGAGGACAUCCAGCAAGUUGAAAGCAUUGUGUGCUCCCGCGGCGGAGAAUUCGACCGAGCGCCCUCGACCAUCACCGCCUUCAGGCCCUUUGUGCCGACGUCGAGCAUUCUGAAACUCACGACGCCCGAGUGGCGCGCGCAGAGACGCCUCUGGAAGGAUGCCAUGAGCGGCGACUUCUUGCGCCGGGUGGUGGCGCGAAGGAUGUACCAUACCUCGCUGGAGCUGAUGCACCUGCUCAAGACCAAGGCGGUAAUUGCCGACGGACGACCGUUUCCCGUCAUGGCCGACUUCGAGCUGGCCACGCUGGAUGUGAUUUGGUCUUGCUUCCUAGGGUCGGAGCUGAAGGGCGUCCUGAACGAGACGCGGGGGAUCGAGAGAGCCGCCGGCGAGACUAGACAGCCUGAAGCCAAGGACGAGCCAGCUGAGAUCCCUGCCGUAUCGAGACUGGACGUGUACCGAGCUAUCGACUACUUCAACAUGACGCUGGAGAAGACUUUGUCGUCGCCGGUGCCCCGGUGGCAUCAUUGGCUCCUCAGGCAGAUGCCGAUGUAUCGGAAACACUGGGCCAUUAAAGAGGAGGCCAUCAACCAGCUGAUAGAGGCUGCCAGAGAUGGCACUUCCCGUUCCUCCGAGGCAGGCUCCGAGAGAAACGAGCAUGUUUGCGCUUUAGACGUCAUGUUCCAGCGACAGCGACAGCAGAUGUUGGCUAACGGGCAGAAAGAAACCGCACACUUGGUGCCACAGACACACGAGGAAAUACACGACGAGCUGCUCAUGUUUGUCAUUACAGGCCACGAAUCUACCGCAACAACGCUCUCCUGGUCCGUAAAGUUCCUCACAAACUGGCCCGAGGAGCAGGCAAAGCUCCGCGACGCCCUCCGCGGCGCCUUGCCGAGCAGAAACCCCAGCGUGGAGGAAAUCCUGCGGUCCAAUGUGCCCUACCUGGACGCCCUGCUGGAGGAAUGCAUCCGACUAGCCAACGUGGUGCCGCGCAUCGUGCGAGUCGCCACGGUCGACACACAGCUAUCAGGCCUCCCCAUCCCCAAGGGCGCGCAACUCAUGUGCAGAUCCCAGUCGGCUGGGUGGCCCGGGGCGGCAAAGGACGCCCACGGCGGUGCGGCGCUGGACGAGUUCUGGCCCGACAGAUGGCUCGACCAGGCGGGAAAUUUCAACCCGGCGGCCUUGCCAAAGCUGGGCUUCAGCGCUGGGCCACGGGCGUGUUUCGGGAAGGCGUUUGCUAUGCAAGAGCUGCGAGUCAUGUUGACCAUGUUGAUUCUGCGUUUCAGGCUGGAGGCUGUUCCUGAGGGCUUGAAUAGCAUGCAGUCUCGGCCGAGGGCGCUGAGGGCGCCGAGAUGUGCAUAUGUGCGGCUGACGCCGUUGUAG
Ustilaginoidea virens is the source of this 1638-nucleotide messenger RNA. RefSeq lists its product as uncharacterized. Bases 1 to 1638 code for a protein of 545 amino acids. The record is from RefSeq and is a predicted model, not a curated record. Lineage: Eukaryota; Fungi; Ascomycota; Sordariomycetes; Hypocreales; Clavicipitaceae. Gene Ontology annotation, molecular function: monooxygenase activity; heme binding; oxidoreductase activity, acting on paired donors, with incorporation or reduction of molecular oxygen. The transcript has 3 exons.